Molecule: messenger RNA, 1569 nt
Organism: Sus scrofa (pig)
Lineage: Eukaryota; Metazoa; Chordata; Mammalia; Artiodactyla; Suidae
Source: RefSeq, a predicted model, not a curated record
GCAACCUCAUGGUUCCUAGUCAGAUUUGUUUCCACUGCACCACGACAGGAACUCCAGAAUUUCCAAUUCUUAAUUUCAACAUCAUCUUUAAACAGAGACUCGUCGUGAUCAAUGCAUUGGGAUUGUAUCUGUCACAGAUCCGCCCCCACAUCCGUGCUUCCUGCCUUUCAUCUCCCCAAGACCCUCCGGCCAGGAACAUGAGGAAUGACACAGAAGAGCUGAAGGAGUUCCUCCUGCUGGGAAUACCUCAGACAGAGGGACUGGAGCCUGUGCUCUUUGUCAUCUUCUCAGCCAUUUACCUCUUCACCCUGCUUGGCAAUUUACUCAUCAUUGUAGCAAUUACUUCCUCCUCUACCCUUCGCACCCCCAUGUACUUCUUCUUGGGACUCCUGUCUAUUUUGGACAUAUUGUUCCCAUCUGUCACCUGUCCCAAGAUGCUCUUCUAUCUCUCUGGCCGGAGCCGCGCCAUUUCCUACGAGGGGUGUGCUGCGCAGCUCUUCUUCUAUCAUUUCCUGGGUUCUACCGAAGGCUGCCUCUAUUCUGUGAUGGCUUACGAUCGCUUUGUUGCCAUCUGUCACCCACUCAGGUAUAUGCUCAUCAUGAGACCUGGAGUCUGUGUCGGUUUGGUCAUGGCAGCCUUGUUGGUGGACUGUCUUCAUGCCACCAUCCUCAUGUCCCUUACCUUUCAGUUACCCUACUGUGGCCCCAAUCAGGUGGCCUACUUCUUCUGUGACAUUCCUGCUGUCUUACCCCUGGCUUGUGCUGACAGCUCCCUGGCCCAGAGAGUAGGUUCCACUAAUGUUGGCUUUCUGGUUUUAUUGUUUUGGUUCAGCGUUUGUGCCUCCUACACGCGCAUUGGAAUUGCCAUUUUGAGAAUCCGCUCAGCAGAGGGUAAGCAGAAAGCGUUCUCUACCUGCAGUGCCCACCUCACUGCAAUCCUCUGUGCCUAUGGGCCUGUAAUCAUCAUCUAUCUGCAGCCCACCCCCAAUGCCUUGGUGGGUGCCAUGGUGCAAAUAUUGAAUAAUAUUGUUUCACCCAUGCUGAACUCCUUAAUCUAUUCCCUAAGGAACAAGGAAGUAAAAAGCUCCCUAAAAAGGGUUUUCCACAAAGUAGUAUUUACUGCUCUGGAAUAAAUUGUAGGUUUUGUAAUGGAUUUUAGAAAUGUCUUGUCUUUUGACAUCAUUCUCCUAUUUCUUCUCUGUAAUAAACAUAUGAUAGAAAAUGCUUCCUCUAAAACAUUAUAUUUUGUUUACCCAAUACGUUUUUCUUUGUGUGUAAUGUCUCAGGCCCCAUGAGUAACUGUGUAACUAAUAUAAUCCUCCAUGCCUAAUUCUAGGAAAGAAAUCCAAAGGGAAUAGCAAGCAGCUGAUGACAAAUUUGUUUCCUUCUUAUGAUAGCCAGGGUGGAAAUAGUGAGGAGUCCAAGAACCACCUUUCAACAGCCAUCUCUGUGCUGAGUCACCCUUCAUUCCAUUUCUUUGCUCCACUUAGAAUGUAACCGUUCCCCUUUUCUAUCUGCAAGCAUUUCACUUCCUCCAUAUUGCUAAGAAUACUUUCCAUUGACAGAACA